AUGAUUAGGAGGGGUGUUCGUACACGUGGUCAAACUCAUCGAGGUAGGCCAUCGACAAAUGUGUCUCCCAUUCGGAACAUAGCUGUGGAUGCAAGACCAUCAAGGAGUCCCCCGGUUCAGGGAGUCAAUCCUGGAGCUGCUGCGGCCCCUCCUGGUGCAACACCUACAGCUCCCCCAACUACCUUGCCAAAUACACCACCAUUAGCUACUCAAGCAGAUAUCAUUGGAAUCAGUACUGUUGUAGCUAAUCUAAUUCGACAACAGCAAGGACAACAAGAUGUCACUACCCAGUCUUCAUAUUUCGAAAGGUUUAGGCGAGUGAACCCCCCUACCUUUAAUGGUGGCCCAGAUCCUACAGCGGCAGAGAGAUGGAUUAAGGAAUUGGAAAAAUUAUUUGAUGCAAUGCAAUACCCUAACGACGUCAAGGUAGCAGUAGCCGUUCCUUUAUUGCAAGGGAAUGAUGAGCAUUGGUGGGAGGUAGAAAGGGCUGCCCACCCUGAUGGUGUUAAUUGGCAAGAUUUCAAAAGAAUUUUCUUUGACAAUUUCUUCCCUGACAGUUUGAAGACAAUCAAAGAAAAUGAGUUUCUGGACUUAAAGCAAGGAAGUAUGACUGUGUUGGAGUAUGCGCACAAGUUUCAUGAGUUGGGCCAAUUCUGCUUGAGAUAUAUGAUUGGCGAGAGAGACAAAGCUAGAAAGUUUGAGCGGGGACUAAGACCUGAUAUUCGAGAUAAGUUAUGUGGGACCAUCUUCACCACCUACUUGGCUGUGUAUAUGAGCGCUCUUAAAGCUGAAGCCGAAGUGAAUAAGCAAGCUGAAUACUGGGCACGGAAGAAAAGAGCAGGGCCCAAGAUAUCUAAAGAAGCUAGUGGUUCUAACAAUAAGAAAAGAGAUGUUGGAUUUCAGAAAAAGGAAAAUACAUGUGGAUAUUGUCAUCGAUCUCAUACCGGUCCAUGCCACCGUAAGACUGGAGCUUUCUUUGGAUGUGGACAACAAGGCCAUUUGAUCAAGAAUUGUCCCUCCAUGAAGAAGAACGAAGCACAGUCGACUCAUCCCAAAAGGGCUAAUGCUCGGGUUUUUGCAUGA
Ipomoea nil (Japanese morning glory) is the source of this 1083-nucleotide messenger RNA. RefSeq lists its product as uncharacterized. The coding region runs from base 1 to 1083 and encodes 360 amino acids. The record is from RefSeq and is a predicted model, not a curated record. Lineage: Eukaryota; Viridiplantae; Streptophyta; Magnoliopsida; Solanales; Convolvulaceae. The transcript has a single exon.